Chlamydomonas reinhardtii is the source of this 3060-nucleotide messenger RNA. RefSeq lists its product as uncharacterized. The transcript has 12 exons. Lineage: Eukaryota; Viridiplantae; Chlorophyta; Chlorophyceae; Chlamydomonadales; Chlamydomonadaceae. The record is from RefSeq and is a predicted model, not a curated record. The coding region runs from base 254 to 2212 and encodes 652 amino acids.
CUCAACCUUUAAAGUAGCUCAAGGACAUACCGAUGCAUAGUUGAUGUCUAUUAGAGGAUGCGCGAUCGCGAGCCACUGUCAAUUGUAGACGAUGCGACGCCAAAGCCCUUCCCGUGUCGCGCUUUUGCACCGGCUUCUCGGUUUCCUGCUUGCCACAACCCUCGUUAUGCCUGGACAAGGAUGCUUCAAGCGGCUCGUUUACCACGGGCAAUACCCACUGCUGUACAUAGAUGACUGCUCCAAUCACUUUGACAUGGGCCUGCUGGUGGGCUCCACAUUUGCCAAGGUCAUCAACGAGCGCGUCCGCGCCUCCAUCGCCUUCGCCAAAGUGCAGGCCUACUGCAGCACCAACUGGGGUCGGCAGCUGCUGGCGGCGCUCAAGGACACGCACCGGGCGGCCUUCCCGCUCUACUACGCCGAACUCAUGGGCACGGCGGCCGGCGCGGAGCUGCCCCUCGACACGAUCUUCAUGCUGAACCUGCGUCAGGAGAUCCUGGCCGCCGGCGACACCCCCAGCGGCCAGGCGGCGGUGCAGGCCUGGCUGGCGGCGCGGCAGCGGCAGCAGCAGGAACCGGCGCAGGAGCAGCAGGAGCAGGAGCAGGAACAGCAGCAGGAGCAGCAGGAGCAGCAGGAGCAGGGCGCAGCGGCGCGGCUGCGAGGGGGGCGCUGGGGCAGCUCGCGGGACCCGCACGACGGCGCGGCCGCGGCGGCAGCAAUGCGCUCGGGUGGUGGCGAGGGGGCGGCCGGCUCGGGUGUGGGCGGCGGUGCUGCACGGGCAGCCGCCACUGCCGCGGCCCUACGGCUCUCGGAGUUGAGCCUGCAGGUCCAGCACGGCAGCGGCGGCACCAGCGGCGGCGGCGGCAGUGGCAGCGGCGGCAGCGACGAAGCAGCCAGUCACAGGGGGAACCAGCAGCAGGAUGGGGAGCGGCCGGAGGGUCUGGAGCCGGCCUGGGGCAGCGCUGAGGCGCAGAUGGAGCGGCGGCGGCUGGUGCGGCGGCUGGCGCAGUCGCUGCGGCGGGGCGGCUGCGCGGCGGACCUGGCGGCGCUGGCGGCGGCACUGGCGGGCGGCGGCGGCGGCGGCGGCGGCGCCGGGCUGCAGCAGGAGCUGGAGCUGGGGGCGGAGCUGGGCUUGGGGGUGGGGGAGGAGGAGACGGAGGGGGUGCCGGCGGAGCAGGAGGAGGAGCAGGAGCUGGUGACACGGCAGGAAGUGGAGGGCGGGGAGGAGAUGGAGCAGGCGGGUGACACGGUGGCAGGGGGCAAGGAUGCAGCGGCAGCGGGGCGCUCCGGUCUGGCCAGCGCAGGGGACCUACCCACCAACGACAAUGACACGCAUGGUGGCAGCAGCGGCGGCGGCGGCGGCGGCAGUGCGGGUCCGUACGUGGACCCUGCCAGUGUGGACGCGUGCAGUGACGUGGCUGUGCGGCUGCUGCCGGAGGGCGACGCGCCGCCGGGGGCGCCGCCGCGGCUGCUACUGCUGGGGCACAACGAGGACAUGACCAGCGACACACAGGGCCGAGUCUACUUUGUCCGGGCCUCGAUGCCGGGCCGUGCCGCCUGGUUCGCGCUGACGUACGCGGGCGAGCUGGCCUCCACGGCCUUUGGCGCCAACACCGCCGGAGUGGCCUUCACACUCAACGCACUGUACCCCACAGAGGCGCUGCUGCCCGGCCUGGGCCGUAACUUCCUGUCGCGGCGGCUGCUGGACGCGGCCUCGGAGCCGGAGGCGCUGGCGGUGCUGGGCGUGGAUGGGCAGGCCACGGGUCGGUCUGUGAACCUGAUGUGCACCCAGCCGGGCCGCGCGGGCGUGGUGAACGUGGAGGUGGGUCCGGGCGGCAGCUACGACGUGCUGCAGCUGCGGCCGGGCGCCGACGACUGGUACUUCCACGCCAACGCCUACGACCGACUGCCGCAGCCGCAGAAGACAGACAACAGCAGCGUGCACCGCAAGGCGCGUGCCGCCCAGUUCCCCCUGCCCACCUCCGCCCGCGACGUGCUGGCAAUCCUGGGAGACACGGCAGACCCCGACUUCCCCAUCUACCGCACGGGCGACUACGGCGGUCUGGUGUACACGCUGUGCUCUGUGCUGUUCGACCUGGUGGCGGGCACCAUGACGGUAUUCCACGGCAACCCCAAGACAGCUGCGGCGGGGUCGGUGCUCAGCCUGGCCACGCUGCUUCCACGAGGGGCGUGGGCGGCGGCGGAGCGGCAGUGAGCGCCAGAUCACCGGGCCGCGGUCAGGGGCCACAGGGCUGUGAGCCGGAAUCCUCGGGAUCCUUUGUCGAGGAUGCGUUUUAAAGUCACAGGUCAAACAGCAGCACUGCACUGUGGGUGCUCCGAGCGCGACACGAACGUACACGUGUCCAUGCCGUGGCGAUUUGCAUCCAUCCAUCCAUGGGCGGGAGCUGCUCGGGGGGCACGCCAUGAUGACUGCUGGUUGACUGGUCGCGAUGACGUGCACUCCACCGAGCCCCUGUCACUAUCAGUGGCACUGUCGGGUGAUCCGUUGCAAUGGGCGAGUAGUCGGGGAGAGCGGGCGUGCAGUGUCGCGUGCGGUGUCGAUAGGGCUGCGCAAGCGUGCACUCGGGCACGUGUGUUUGUGGCGUGUGUGGGCUUGUGGCUGGCCAGCGCCGUGCGCGUGACCUUCUCGUUAGGGUUGAUGAGGUGCCGUACAUGGUGGGGGGUGCCAUGGUAUGAGGUCGGGGGUGCACACGGGCGGCAAGCAAUGUACCGCAUGUCUCGUACAGUGGUGGGCGGCUGGCGUGCGCGUUCGAAUGUGACACUUUGAUCGACUUGGAAGACGGAGGUGUGGGGUGAGGCCGAAGUCUGUGCAGGGACACAGUGCUGGAGGAGGUCGGAUGAGGAGACUGAAGAUUGCAAAUAGUCUACAAGGGGUAUGGCUGGUGAGGGUGGCGCCUAGUGGUGUCAGGUAGGCUGCAGCGUUGUUGGCUGUUAAAGGCGAGGGACGAGCGGUGGAGGUGCGAAUUGUGUGGGGCAUCAUCGGCAGUAGCGGGUCAUGUCGACGCAUCACUUAUAUUGGUCUGAACACUUAGCAGCGGCGGA